AUGCUCUUCAUAAACUUCACGACUAAGAAAAUCACGGUUCCCAGUAGUUCUUUCUCGAACGCUGGGCACGUGACCUACCGGUAUGGAGAUCACUGUCAUACAUGCUUGUGUUCUCAAAAGGGUUUGUUGAAGGGUAGGCUUCAAAAGAGGGUUCCCAUGAUCUAUAUCCGCUGGAUGAUUCAUGUCGGUGCCAUGGUAAUGGUGAACUUGAAAAUCUUGUUCGUUCUGCCUCUGAUGGCUUUGGUUGGGCAGCUCGGUUAGAGGAAACUACGCCACUGGACAAUGAGACCGGACCAUUGAAGGGGAGGACAGGAGCAGUCGUAGAACGAGAUGCAUCAAUUUNUUUCCAAAUAUUCCACCAUGCUAGACUUCCGUUUCCGCGACUCUUUGCGAGGAACCAUUUCUGGUUGCUCUACAGCUGGUUUUAUUUUACUUGGAACCGAUGUGUCGGAAGUACGUGGUUGCAAGUCACUGCGAACGUUGAACGCCUCAACACUGCUGCUCUUAUCUGGUGGCAUUCGUAGUAUUUUCUCGUUAGUCUUACUGGAGGAGGGCGUUGCAUCGUCCCGACUAUGCAGCUGUGUUCGCUGAUUUCUUUCUGCGACAUCGGGUGAACAUGGCACAUCCGAAUUACACAUUGCAUUUUCCCCCACAGUCUUCCUGUCGCUAUUGGCCGCACUCUUCAACUUAAUGCCUUUAUCAGGCAUAGGCGAAGAUGACACUGACACUUGUUUGCCCACAGGACGUUCAAUAAUGACAGAACCAUUGAAUGGGAGGGACUUCUUAGUAGGCACAGGGAGAGAUGCCUGCAGCUUUGGAGGAACAGAGAUCGAAUUGAAAGAGGACACUGUAGGAGAAGAGUCUUUCUUUCGAUCCUUCGGCAGCCAAGAAGAAAAAGGAGAAUCGGGUUCCUCAGGAGGAGUUGGCAUAAUGAGAGCAACUUGUACUGCUGCAUUGGAUGUCACUUUGGCAGCUGUUACAGGAGACGUGCCUACCUGCUCUUCCUGCGUGUGACUCCCAGCUGAAUCUGUAGGAGUGCACGAUUUCCCAUCUGAACCAGAUAAAGCGGGGCUGCUGACGAAGACAGGUUGCUUUGGAGUGUGAUUCUCAACUUUGUCUCGAGAUUUUAAAUGUCCACGCUUUGACGAAGCCUUUUUUAAUUCUUCUUUGAGCUUUGAGAUUUCAGAAAGAUUCCGCUCUGCAUCUGACUUCCAAUUGUUUAGCUCAAACUUGAGUUUCUCACUGUCCUUCGAAAGUAUUCGAGAUAUACGGUCCGAGUGAUCAGCCCGACGCUGCAGAUUUGCACAUUCCUUCCGGCAUUUUUCCAAUAGAACUGUUUUUUCCGCUACCACGUCGGUUAAGUGCGAUCGCAUUUUAUCACUUAUCUGACAGUGUGCACACUUCGCAUUAUUUGCAACAUAUAAUGUAUCAUUCAACUUCCGUUCUGCUCUGUCCCUAGAUUUGUUGGCAAGAAUUACGUCGCGAUCCCGAGCACUUAUCUCUCUCAAAUAUCCGUCGGCACGCUCUUCCACUGCCUCCUUUUCCUUGAUGUGCAGGUCGAUUCGUGUUAGGAGAAGACGGUUUUUCCUUUCGACAUCAUCUAUCUUCUUCUGGAUUUCUUCUUUUUGAGCUGUGAUAUUAUCUAUGCUCUUCUUUGCCUCUGCAACGAACUCCUCGUGAUAGAAUGAGAACUCUCUCUUCAGCACUCCGAUAGCAUCGCGCAGAUGCCGAAGCUCCGAAGUAUAUUCAUCACCAAAUUUCCUAAUAACAGAAUUCAUGAGAUUGAUUAAAGCAUGGAGGCGUUUAUUUUCUUCUUGCACCCGAUUCAGCUCAUCAGACUGUCGUUUCAUAAGCUGCUGACUAACCAUCAAGCGACGAGAAAUAUAUGAGGGCACAGCGAAGGGCUCAUCGGUCGAUAAGCCAGCAGUAAGCUCUGCUUGGCUAUUUACUAAUUGAUCGAUGAGGAUAGAAAAGAAAUGUGUUCCGCCCAUUGUUUGAGUACCACAUUCAAUAGUAUUCGAACAAUAACCAUUGGAAAUUAGUGAAUUAAUAUCUAGAGGAUUUCUUGGCGGUUCAAUUGGAACUACUUCGUACACGUAUCCUUUCCGAAGCUUCUUAGGUGCACUUGUCAGGUCAAACUGAAACUGUUCAUUUCAGAAAGAAUUUAUUGCACUAGUGCGAAAGGUUACCUUUGUUGGGUCAGAAACAUUAUUUUGCCGUUGUUUAGAGGACGGACGCGGCGCUGCAUCUUUCGCCUUAUUUUCAGACUUUUUAUUGCUAGUUGCAGCCUUCGCCUUUGCGCCAGUUCUCUUCCGACUAGUUUGUUUCUGUCGUCUGCUGCUCUUAUGAGGACUUGGAGUGGUUGGUGUUCCAAGAAUGAUAUCAUCAGCAAGUUUGGUUUUAUCAGGCGGCUCAGUAGGGUUAGCUUCAUCAAGUGCCUCAGCGGGUUUGCUGCCAUCAGGUGCCUCAGCAAGAUUACUGUCAUUAGACGCCUCAGCGGGUCCAUUUUCAACAGGAGCGGCAGAUAUACUUCCAUCGAUCGGAUCAGCUGAUACGCUUUGCUCAAUCGGUCCAGCAGAUAUGCUUUCAUCAACCGGCUCAGCAGGUUUACUUUCAUCGGAAGGCGCAGCAGAUAUACUUUCAUCGACAGACUCAGCAGAUAUACCUUCAUAAAGCGGAUCGACGGAUAUAGUUCCAUCAAUCGGCUCAGCAGGUUCAUCAGGGGGCACAACGGAUAUACGUUCAUCGACCGGGUUAGAAGGUCUACUUUCAUCAGAAGGCACAGCAAAUAUGCUUUCAUCGAUUGGCUCCGCAGAUAUACUCUCAUCAGCCAGCUCAGCAUGUUUGCUUCCGAAAGAAGGCUCACGACGAGGUUGGUCGAUGGUACCUGCUAGACUUUCAACCGCAGCUCCGAUGGCCAUAGUUUCGUUGGACACAUGUUCCGACUUACAUUCCACCUUAAGAUCCUCCAGAACGACGGAAUCUUCGGGAACCUGGACGAAGGAAUUGGAAACUCUAUCAUAUACGUAGUGAUCUCCGAAAAACUCUGCACACUUCCUUCGAGCGCAGCGGUAGCGCCAAACGAAAGCUCCAUAAUUAGAAUUGGCCGGCUUUUGUAGUAUUUUCUUGUAAUGGAUAAACUGUGGGUCUUCAUUCGAGCCGCACUUCGGACAAAGAUAAGGAUCAUCGACUUGCGUAUCUGAAAUUUCAUAUAUUAAAACAGAAUUUUAAAUUAAAAUAGUUUUACCGUUUGACGAGUCGUCAACAGCUUUUUCCUCGAUGGACUCUUCGCUUACACCGGCUUCAUUCUCUUCCAUCGGUGAAGCUUCAUUGGAGCUCGUACUAGAGUGGCGCAUAGCGUCAGCCACUUGCUCUUCUGUCGGUUCCUCUCCCUCAAAACUGUCACAAUUGGUUUCUGACUCUUCCACUUCCUCCUUCGUUGAACAAGGUGUGAGCACUUCCGUCGAAUUCAGUGCCUAA
This is a messenger RNA of Haemonchus placei, 3480 nucleotides long. Lineage: Eukaryota; Metazoa; Nematoda; Chromadorea; Rhabditida; Trichostrongylidae. The record is from the annotation of a GenBank genome assembly.